CUUGGGGCGGUGGGGUGGGGUGAGAUCCGGGAGGCAGGCUUUUUUUCUCUUCCAAAUAGGAGCCCGGCAGCGAGCGCUGCGCGUGAGUCUGCAAGCCGCCGCGAGUCUGCGGCGGGAGAGUUUGCCGAGCGCCGGAAACUUAGUUGGGAAAGUUGCGAAGGCGCCUCUUCGGCUCGGCUUGCCCCAUAAAACGAGCGGGAUCCUCGAGCGAGGGGACCAUGUCCGGCUCCUCCAACGUGGCGGCCAUGAAGAAGGUCGUGCAGCAGCUGCGCCUCGAGGCCAGCGUGAGCCGCGUGAAGGUUUCACAAGCUGCAGCUGACUUGAAGCAGUUUUGCCUGCAGAAUGCACACCAUGACCCCCUACUAACAGGAGUUUCUUCAAGUACAAAUCCAUUUAGGCCGCAGAAAGUGUGUUCAUUUCUCUAACUUGUGUGACCUACGUGGACUCUUUUAGUGAUCUAAUCUGUUGUGGGUCUGGUGAAUAUGGAAGUGAAAGAGAUUGACCUGGAACCUGUACAGAAACUUUGUGUUAAAUGUGCCAACUUAGAACUAGUAAUACUGCUACUGUUGUCAAACUUCUUACAAUCUACCUCUCUAAACUUGUAUGCUAGUUGCAAUAACUUCUGUUAUCAUGAUGGAAUCAAUUUUAUAUUCAAGCAAUAAAGAGUUGAUUAAAUAAC
Podarcis muralis (Common wall lizard) is the source of this 679-nucleotide messenger RNA. RefSeq names its product G protein subunit gamma 5 (gene GNG5). The record is from RefSeq and is a predicted model, not a curated record. Lineage: Eukaryota; Metazoa; Chordata; Lepidosauria; Squamata; Lacertidae. Gene Ontology annotation, biological process: G protein-coupled receptor signaling pathway. Gene Ontology annotation, molecular function: G-protein beta-subunit binding. Gene Ontology annotation, cellular component: heterotrimeric G-protein complex.